Olea europaea var. sylvestris is the source of this 481-nucleotide messenger RNA. Its product is annotated as GSH-induced LITAF domain protein-like. Bases 1 to 450 code for a protein of 149 amino acids. The record is from RefSeq and is a predicted model, not a curated record. The transcript has 3 exons. Lineage: Eukaryota; Viridiplantae; Streptophyta; Magnoliopsida; Lamiales; Oleaceae.
AUGAGGGGCUUCCUUGGCAAAAUUGGAGUUAGUGCUCUAAUAUGCAGCAUCCACUUAGAACCAUUUCGUCCAUUUGGUACAGGCUCAGAAUGGGUAGCAGAGAAUAGAGAACAAAAAUGGGAAAGGAAGAAAAAAAAGAGAGAGAAAGGAGUGACUACACAGUUCAUGUGCUCCAUUGCUAAAACCAACAACCCGUUGGGAUGUAUAUAUUAUCUUAAUUCCCAUUGCUUCUUCAUCAGACAUAAACCAGGUUUAGCGGCUUUUGUUGGUUGUAUGAUGCCAAUGAUGCUUGGAGUCUGCUUUCUAUGCCCUUCAAUGGAUUGCCUAUGGCACAAAUAUCAUUAUUGCCCAAGCUGCAAUGAGAAGGUUGCUGAUUUUGAAAAGUCUGAUCCUUGUCUGGUGAUGGAUCCUUCACAAUGGACACAAGAGAGCUUUGCUUUACCGGCAUGAUUUAAUGACUCGAUCACUGAACCUAUGGACG